Benincasa hispida (wax gourd) is the source of this 1785-nucleotide messenger RNA. Lineage: Eukaryota; Viridiplantae; Streptophyta; Magnoliopsida; Cucurbitales; Cucurbitaceae. The record is from RefSeq and is a predicted model, not a curated record.
AAUACCAAAAAAGAAAGACCCAGCAGGCAUUAAAAAAGAUUGGCCUCCCAGUAUCUCUCUCCAAUUCAUGUACCUGAUUCCCACACAAAACAAGUACUUCACUUCAUUCCCCUUCAUUCAAUCAUCAUGUGUGUUUCAAUCUCAAAUCCUUCCUCUGCCCCUGCAACCAAUUUCCCCCCGCCGCCACCACCGCCGCCACCGUCCCAAUUACUUCACUUUUUCGAUGUUUUCCCCAAAAAACAGCCACCACCGCCACCGCCACCGCAGCAGUUAUUUUCAUUUUCAGAAAUUAUCACCGAAGCCAAAUCUCUGUUCUCAUUGGCUUUCCCAAUUGCUCUAACGGCUCUCAUAAUCUAUUCCCGUUCAAUCAUUUCCAUGCUUUUUCUCGGCCGGCUCGGUGACAUGGAACUCGCUGCCGGUUCACUCGCAAUCGCCUUCGCUAAUAUCACCGGUUACUCUGUUCUCUCCGGUUUGGCUUUAGGCAUGGAGCCACUCUGUUCUCAAGCCUUCGGAGCCCACCGUCCGAAGCUCCUUUCUUUAACCCUUCACCGUGCGGUAAUUUUUCUUCUUGUAUCUUCAUUACCCAUUUCUUUACUGUGGGUAAAAAUGUCCAAAAUUCUCCUCUUACUCCGUCAAGAUCCAAGCAUCACAGCAAUGGCGCAGACUUAUUUGUUUUUCUCUCUCCCCGACCUUGUCACCAAUUCUUUCAUUAACCCAAUCAGAAUUUACCUUCGCGCUCAGGGCAUUACCGUCCCAUUAACUUUAGCAUCGCUUGGCGGGGCACUCUGUCACGUGCCGAUCAAUAUCCUGUUGGUUAGUUAUUUUGAGUUUGGGGUAGCUGGCGUGGCGGCCUCAGCGGCGGCUACGAAUUUUUUGGUGUUGGUUUUUUUAGUGGUGUACGUCGUUGUUUCGGAUGUUCACGCUCCGACGUGGACGGCGCCGAGCCGGGAAUGCUUGAGUGGCUGGAAGCCGCUUUUGGAGCUAGCCGCGCCGAGCUGUAUAUCGGUUUGUUUGGAAUGGUGGUGGUACGAGAUUAUGAUCGUGUUGUGUGGACUUCUUGUGGACCCCAAAGCAACCGUUGCUUCGAUGGGGGUGUUGAUUCAAACGACGUCGUUGAUUUAUAUUUUUCCGUCGUCUCUUGGUUUUGCUGUUUCAACUCGCGUUGGGAAUGAACUCGGCGGUGGCCGGCCGCAGAAAGCGAAGCUUUCCGCUGUGGUUGCGGUGUUUGUGGCGGCGAUUAUGGGGUUGGGAGCGACGUCGUUUGCCACAGGGAUGAGGAAUAAAUGGGCCAGGAUGUUUACCGACGACGGCGAGAUUCUCCGGCUGACGUCGGUGGCGCUACCGAUUUUGGGGCUGUGUGAACUCGGAAAUUGCCCGCAGACCGUUGGAUGCGGCGUUUUGAGAGGGAGUGCCCGGCCGUCUGUGGCGGCGAAUAUAAACCUCGGCGCGUUUUACGGCGUUGGUAUGCCGGUGGCGGUUGGGCUUGCAUUCAGAUUAGGGGUUGGGUUUUGUGGGCUUUGGUUGGGCCUAUUGUCGGCCCAAGUUUGUUGUGCUGGGCUUAUGUUGUAUGUGAUCGGGACCACUGACUGGGACUUUCAAGCUUGUAGGUCCCACGUGCUGACGUGUACUGCGGGUGAUGAAUUACCCUUAAUUUCUCCGCCCACACAUAAUUAAUUUUUCCUAAAUUACAGCAAAUUGUAAAACAAUUUAAUUUAUCAAAAUUUAACGUAUUAUUAACCUGUCAAAAUUUAUCUCAUUAAUCUCUAUAAUCAUAAUACAGGUUAG